UACAAGACACCGCAACUUGAACCUCAGUGUCUGUCUUUUUCGCUCUAUCUCUUAGCCGUUUCCACGCAUAAAUUUCAUCUUCUUUUCUAUUCCAGCUGCGCCUAACCAAACUAGUAUUUAUAUAUAUCGGCCACUCUUAUUCAUCUUUAUACCAUCAAAAUUUUCACAUCAUCACUUGAUAUAUAUCUCUUGAAAAGAUGAGGAGGAACUGCAACUUAGAACUCUGCCUUUUUCCUCAAUAUGUAUCUGAUAACAAUCACAAUCACAACAAUCACAUGGUUGAAGAAGAAAGAGAUAGUGAUCAAAGUUCAAUCCAAAAUCAGCAACAGCCACUGACUAUUUUCUACGAUGGCAAGAUGUGUGUUACUGAUGUUACUGAGUUUCAGGCCAAAUCAAUCUUAAUGAUGGCAAAUAGAAAAGUGCAAGAAACGGUAAAGACACCAACAGAGUCAGAGGCAUCAACACCAACAACAGUAGAAUCUCCUCAUCAAUUGUAUAGCCCUGGUCCUGCUCUAUCAAUGAAAAUGUCUUUGCAACGGUUUCUACAAAAGAGAAAAAAUAGGGCUCAACAAGCUUCUCCAUACAAUCAUUAGCAAAUUGAAAAACGGAUUUUUGCAACUGUUUCUUUAGGAAGAUGAUUACAUCUCCAUUUCGAUUAUGCUUUUCUUAAAUGGUGUUGUGAGCUGAAAGAGUUUAAAGAGAAAAAAGUCUUUGAUUCUACCUCUAAGGCCGAGUAAAUUGUUGUCUCGGAUAUAACAAAAGAGAAUGUUUAGAUUAAGAAGUUCAUUAUUUAAUUUGCUAUAGUUCUUAGCAUUGUAGAUUCUAUUGAUCUCUAUUGUUAUAACAAUGGUGGCGUUGCACAAGCUAAAGAGCCUAAAUCUUAUCUACAACUAAACACAUACUUAUGCACUAUCACUUCAUUCAGGAGAUAAUCUAAAGAGUAUCAAUACUUGAUGGUAAUACUAGAUCUACUAGAUCUAUGGGUAUUUGGCAUAUGCCUAAUAAAUUUUAAUGCUAG
This is a messenger RNA of Vicia villosa (hairy vetch), 1018 nucleotides long. Its product is annotated as protein TIFY 5A-like. Gene Ontology annotation, cellular component: nucleus. The coding region runs from base 198 to 593 and encodes 131 amino acids. The record is from RefSeq and is a predicted model, not a curated record. Gene Ontology annotation, biological process: regulation of defense response; response to wounding; regulation of jasmonic acid mediated signaling pathway. The transcript is spliced from 3 exons. Lineage: Eukaryota; Viridiplantae; Streptophyta; Magnoliopsida; Fabales; Fabaceae.